AAACGUACCGGUCAUGUGCUUGUAACACUGCUUUUAAGAGCAAGUUUCACCAGUCUUACUCAUAAUUAUCUGCGAAUAUCGGUUGUCCAAGUAAUCGAAAUUGUGAAUCCAAAAUGUUGACUGAAAAGAAAAAAGCGAUUGAAGCCCUCACACGUGGCCUCGUUCUGACAAAUGAUCAGCUUGAGAAAGUGUCUUCUCUCCUUCUUCAUGAAUUUAAUUGUGGCUUGGCAAAGGAAACACAUCAGAAGGCAUCUGUUAAGAUGUAUCCAACCUUCGUUCAAGACGUUCCAAACGGUUUAGAACAAGGCAAGUUUCUAGCUUUGGAUCUUGGUGGAACUAACUUCCGUGUGUUGUUGAUUGACAUUGAGGGAGACAAGUUCCAUAUGGACAAUGUUAUUUACCCUAUUCCACAGAGAAUUAUGCUGGGCACUGGUAAACAGCUGUUUGAUCACAUUGCCGACUGUCUGGCUAACUUCAUGGAGAAAGAGGCGGUGAAAGGGAAGACACUUCCUCUGGGAUUUACGUUCAGUUUCCCCUGUAAGCAAGAAGGCUUAACUAAAGCUCGGCUGGUCACGUGGACUAAAGGAUUUAGAUGUGCUGGUGUAGAAGGCGAGGAUGUUGUCCAACUCCUGCGAGAAGCACUUCUAAGAAAGAAAAUAAACAUCGACGUUGUCGCUGUGGUGAAUGACACAACUGGAACGCUUAUGUCGUGUGCUCACAAAAACAGAGAAUGUCGUAUCGGCGUCAUUGUUGGUACUGGUACUAAUGCAUGUUACAUGGAGAAAACAGAAAACGUUGAGACGUGGGAAGGAGAUCAAAAUGAUUCAAAGCAAGUUAUUAUCAACACCGAAUGGGGCGCUUUUGGUGAUAAUGGAUGUUUGGAUUUCUUGUGCACGCGCUAUGACAGGGAAGUGGAUGAAGCCUCUUUGAACACUGGCAAGCAAAUCUUCGAGAAGAUGAUAUCUGGCAUGUACAUGGGUGAACUGGUUCGCCGCGUUUUGGUUCAUUUGGUGCAAGAAGGACUGUUGUUCAGUGGAAAGUGUUCUGUAAAACUGAAAGAAGCCAAUGCAUUUAAAACCAAAUACGUGUCAAUGAUUGAGAGCGACGGGAAAUAUACCUACGACAAUGCUCGCAGAGUGUUAGCUGAGCUGGAUGUUUUCAACGCUACACCAGACGACCUGGAGAAUGUAAAGCUCGUUUGUUCUCGGGUUUCCACUAGAGCAGCAUUUCUUGUUUCUGCAGCUAUCUCGUGUAUUUUGAAUCGAAUAAAACGCCCUCACACAACAGUAGGUGUAGAUGGUUCUGUGUACAGAUAUCAUCCUUACUUCCACGGUUUGAUGGAGAGAAAAAUCUCUGAGCUCACAGCACCUGACUACAAGUUCGAUCUGAUGUUAUCUGAAGAUGGAAGUGGCCGUGGCGCUGCCCUGGUGGCAGCUGUUGCUGUACAAAACAGCCAGUAGAGAAGAACAAUUAAUUUUAAUGAGUGUACAGGCGAGCAAACAAUGUAAAUAUUUAGCAUUACAGAUCUUCCAUUGUCAUGUCUACGUAUGAACCAAAAGAAAGACAUACGAAUUCAACUGAAGAGCCAAAUCGACCAAUACAGUUUACAUUUUUUUCGUUCAUAAAUCAGUCAGUUUGAAGUAGGUUCAUCAAGCUUCUUAUUGAAGCAACUGGAAGAAUUUAUUUUUUAUUUAUUAGAGAACUUAAGGGAAUUUGCAAUAAGAGUUCAUCUGCACAGUGUGUAAAUGAAGUAGCCUGUUUUUCCUGAAAAGUUGGUUGUUUUCUAAGAAAGCUUAUUUAUUUUUGUUAAACAUUAUUAAUUUUAGUGUUUUAUAUAUCAAGUAUUUUACGUUUUUUCUUGUAAUAGUCUCAUAUUUAAGAAUCUACGUUUAAUCCAGAUUUUUAGGAGCAUGCCUUUUCAUUGAAUGUGUUCAGUUUUGUUUUUUUUUUACUUCUGAAACUUUUGAAUGUAUUUACUUUUCAAACUUUGCGAUCACUAGUGAUGUUUGUGAUCUUUUAAUGUACAUAGAAAGAGGUUUUAUUUCUUGAAAAUUAAAUUAUAUUUUAAACAAUCCUUCUCAAAAAGAAAGAGAUUUAUAGAUUAUUAAAUAUGUACUCAUUUCUUUAUAAGGUGGAUAGUUUUUAAGAAAUACAACCCGCAUAAGAGCACCACGGAAUAAUUUUGUAGUAACUGAAACAACCAUCACACUAGUGGAUUGAUGUGUGGUGCUUGAAACAACCAUCAUAUGAGUGGAUUGUUGUAUGGGGAUUUGAAACAACCAUCACAUGAGUGGAUUGUUGUAUGGGGAUUUGAAACAACCAUCACAUGAGUGGAUUGUUGUAUGGGGGUUUGAAACAACCAUCAUAUGAGUGGAUUGUUGUAUGGGGGUUUGAAACAACCAUCAUAUGAGUGGAUUGUUGUAUGGGGGUUUGAAACAACCAUCAUAUGAGUGGAUUGUUGUAUGGGGGUUUGAAACAACCAUCACAUGAAAGGAUUGAUGUGUGGUGUUUGAAACAACCAUCACAUGAAAGGAUUGAUGUGUGGUGUUUGAAACAACCAUCACAAGAUAGAAGGAAAAAAAGACCAUAGUUCAUGAUCGACUCUUUUUUUUUUUAAGUUCAAGCAAAAUGCUUCUAUCAUAAAAACACCAUUUAUCAAUGGCGUUUACUUUACCAUGUUCUCUUGGCUUUCAAAUGGUAUCUUAGUAUCCAACAUGAAUAAAUUAAAGCCAGUGUUUUAACUAUAGUUUUCUGUAUUUGAACGACCAAACAAUCCCUAAAAUGGUAUUGUAAUAUAGUGUUGCUAUGUACAGUUAAAUAGAAGUUCUCCAGAAACUGUGAUAUCAGAUACGACUGAGUGUGUAUUUUACUGUCACAUGUGUAAUUAUUCCUGGAGAAUAAAUUGUUUGUUUUU
Messenger RNA from Limulus polyphemus (Atlantic horseshoe crab), 2914 nucleotides. It is a transcript of the gene Hex-A, whose product is annotated as hexokinase-1-like. Gene Ontology annotation, biological process: glycolytic process; glucose 6-phosphate metabolic process; intracellular glucose homeostasis. Gene Ontology annotation, cellular component: mitochondrion; cytosol. Lineage: Eukaryota; Metazoa; Arthropoda; Merostomata; Xiphosura; Limulidae. Bases 114 to 1460 code for a protein of 448 amino acids. Gene Ontology annotation, molecular function: fructokinase activity; glucokinase activity; mannokinase activity. The transcript has 10 exons. The record is from RefSeq and is a predicted model, not a curated record.